GGCCCGGCAAGCUGGCCCUGCUGAGGGUCCCGGGGAAGAAGGCUGCGCGUGGCGAGCGGAGGGAAGGUGCGCGGGAGCCGGAGCGGGCGCUGGAGCUGUGGGCAGGAAAACACUCUUUUCAGAGCAUCUCCUGGUAUCACCAGAAAUGUCUUCCUUAAGUGGGAAAGUCCAAACGGUUUUGGGCCCCGUGGAGCCCAGCAAACUGGGCCGUACUCUGACCCACGAACAUCUGACAAUGACCUUUGACCACUGUUACUACCCACCUCCUCCGUGUCAUGAAGCUGCCUCUCAGGAACCUAUUAUGAUGAAAAACUUAUUCUGGAUUCAAAAAAACCCUUAUUCCCAUAAAGAGAAUCUUUGGCUGAAUCAGGAGACAGACGCUGUAAGGGAAGAAUUGUUGUAUUUUAAAGCCAACGGUGGAGGGGCUCUGGUGGAGAACACAACUGUUGGGAUUAGCCGAGAUGUGAAGACUCUGAGGUGGCUGGCAGAGGAGACGGGUGUCCAUAUCAUAUCUGGAGCUGGGUUUUACGUGGAGGCAACUCACUCUCCGGAGACCAGAGCCAUGUCAGUGGAGCAGCUUACUGAUGUCCUCAUUCAUGAAAUUCUCCAUGGGGCCGAUGGAACGACUAUCAAGUGUGGCGUCAUCGGAGAAAUUGGUUGCUCCUGGCCUCUGGCUGAGAAUGAAAGGAAAGUUCUUCAAGCAACUGCUUAUGCUCAGGCUCAGCUAGGCUGUCCUGUUAUUAUUCAUCCUGGGAGGAAUCCAAGUGCACCAUUUCAGAUCAUCCGAGUGUUGCAAGAAGCAGGUGUAGACAUCUCCAAAACAGUUAUGUCCCACAUCGAUAGGACUAUACUUGAUAAAAAGGAACUACUAGAGUUUGCUCAACUUGGCUGUUACUUGGAAUAUGAUCUCUUUGGGACCGAACUCCUUCAUUACCAAUUCAACCCGGAUAUCGACAUGCCCGAUGAUAAUAAAAGAAUCAGAAGAGUGCGUCUUCUGGUGGAUGAGGGCUAUGAAGAUCGAAUUCUGAUGGCGCAUGACAUACAUACAAAGCAUCGGCUAAUGAAAUAUGGAGGUCACGGCUAUUCUCAUAUACUUACCAACAUUGUUCCUAAAAUGUUGCUUAGAGGUAUCACUGAGAAUGCACUUGAUAAGAUACUAAUAGAGAACCCUAAGCGAUGGCUAACUUUCAAAUAGGAUGGUUGUUUAUGAAUUCACACCUUGAGCAUAAAGCUUGCAAAGAACAUUUUCCAGUGAUUUCAAACCCACUGUGAGAUAUUAAUCAGACCUCUCUGUAGGACUAAUGGCGGGUCAUUUCCUUUUUAUGAGAAUUAGAAGAGUUUUGCCUUCUCAGAAACCACUAUUACCUCUGUACCUUUAGGAAAUUACUGACCUAAUUGAGCCCUAUUGUUUUGCCUUCACAAAAUAAAUACAGAAAUAUCUAUUUCCAAACAGUGAUUUACAGUCUGUAUCCCCUUAGUGGAGUUUUGUUUUGUUUUGUUUUCUUAAUCUAUCAGCUGCACUACUUGAGAAAAUUUAAAGUGUUUCUAGUUAAAUUACCCCCUUCUGGAGCAAUCUAAUGUUUCUUGUAAUAUUGAUGAUCCUACUAAUUAUCCUGCUGUUCUUUAAUUAAUGCUUAAUGAAUAAUACGGUACUUUAAAAUAGCUUCAGCAGCAAGGGAAGUUAAAUUUUGAGGCUUUUUUUUCCCAAAGGAUACUGUAAUACAAUUACCAAUUCACAAUGGUAAAAAGAUUGUGUAAGCUUAAUUAUAUGCUGUCUACUCUAUCUAUAUUUACUGAUAAUAAAUCAGUUUUGUUGCCUGUG
Molecule: messenger RNA, 1822 nt
Organism: Odobenus rosmarus divergens (Pacific walrus)
Lineage: Eukaryota; Metazoa; Chordata; Mammalia; Carnivora; Odobenidae
Gene: PTER
Product: phosphotriesterase related
Exons: 5
Coding region: 146-1195 (349 amino acids)
Biological process (GO): catabolic process
Molecular function (GO): hydrolase activity, acting on ester bonds; zinc ion binding
Source: RefSeq, a predicted model, not a curated record